Mycosarcoma maydis (corn smut) is the source of this 1575-nucleotide messenger RNA. RefSeq lists its product as uncharacterized. The record is from RefSeq and is a predicted model, not a curated record. Gene Ontology annotation, biological process: amino acid metabolic process; biosynthetic process. Lineage: Eukaryota; Fungi; Basidiomycota; Ustilaginomycetes; Ustilaginales. The coding region runs from base 1 to 1575 and encodes 524 amino acids. The transcript has a single exon. Gene Ontology annotation, molecular function: transaminase activity; pyridoxal phosphate binding.
AUGUCCGACACAGUCCAAGCUGGUGUCGCUGCGGCGGCAACGGCACCCGAGCUGUCCUCUCUAGUAGACACGCUUUCAAACACCACGCUAUCGUCUCAGCCAAAGCCAGCUCAGGGCGACACCACUUCUUCGACACUUUCGCGUCGCGGUGCGCACGGUGCCGACAACUUCGACCUUCCCGAAGGCCUCAAACGUAUGCUCGCCAACAUGUAUGAUCCCAUCACCAACCCGGACGGCAUCAUCAACGCGGGCAUCGCAGAUAACUCUCUCUGCCGCACCGAGCUGCUCGAGUUCUUCCUCGCUAAGGACCAGCUCAAGCUUUUACCUGCAGACAUGACAUAUGCGGAUCGCUUUACGUGUUCAUCGCAGCUGCUCGAGGCUAUUGCUGCGCUGUUCAAUCAACGUCGGCCUGACUGGCCAGAGACCAAUGCGUCUCCUCUGCCGCUCACCAAGGUAGAGCCGAGUCACAUUGCGAUUGGCAGUGGGGCAACCGGUAUCCUGGACGAGUUGUUCUGGAACCUCUGCGAUGAGGGUGAUGGCGUUCUGUUGAGCGCGCCGUAUUACAACGCAUUUGACAACGACUUGACCAACCGGGCCAAGGCGAGGAUCGUGGAGGUCUCGGUUCCGUUGCCAGAAGAAGCGCAACGACUGCAGGAAAGCUUGGAGUAUUCGUCGUUUGCACCAUCCACGGUCACGGCGUAUGAAGAGGCAUAUCAAAAGGCCAUAGCUGAUGGCAUCAAUGUGAGAGUGCUGCUGUUGUGCAAUCCUCACAACCCGACAGGUACCAUCUAUCCUCGAGAGACCGUGGUGGAGCUUGCGAAAUUUGCGGCCAAAUAUCAGUUGCAUUUCGUGUCGGACGAGAUCUAUGCUCGAUCAACGUUCACCACGACCGACGUUGCCCAACCGUCGACUUUCCACAGUAUACUAUCUAUUGAUACUCUCAAGGAAUGCAGAUUGGAUCCGUCGUUUGUGCACGUUGUCACGUCGGCUUCAAAGGACUUUGCUAUCAACGGGUUUCGUUUGGGCGUUCUGGUGUCACAGCACAACCCUGCGUUGCAACGUGCCAUGGCGUGCAUUGGCUUGCUCUCGCAGUCGGCCUCGCCUGCAGCUGCGCUCUGGAUUGCCCUGUUGCGCGAUACCGCAUUCCUUGAGUGGUACUUCGCCGAAAACAGACGUCGACUCUCGCUCGCGUAUCAACACACGGUCGAAUUCUUGCACCACCACGCCAUCCCUUACACCCGAUCAAAUGCGGGCUUCUUCCUGAUGAUCAACCUCGGAACAUUUUGCGGCAUCCACAAACACAUGUCGGACAAACAAGCAAGGGAAAAAGAAGCCAUCUUCGUAGAUCGACUCAUCGAAAAUCGCUUGCUUAUCAGCCCAGGCACUAUGUACCAUCAUCCCAUCCCCGGUUGGUUCAGAUUCACCUUCAGCCAACAGCCAGACACGUUGAAGUUGACUUUCACCAGGCUCGAACGCGCCAUGCGCGUCCAGCACAGUUUCGAACACAACAGGCCAGUCCUGGAUUGGCACUCACGCGCCAACAAGGCCCCCAACAGUACACCGCCCAAUCCGUAG